CACCACCUCCGACUCCUCUCCUCCCCAAGAACCUUCGCCAUCAGUAUACCGCCGCUAUCACGAGGCUGAUCGACUCCCUCCAGACGGAUAUCUUCCGAUCCCAUCGUCCUCAACCAGCAGCCUGAGCGCAGAAAGACACCAUGGCCGAAUCCGCAUCCCCAAUUGGCAUUGCCAAUUUGCCCAACCAGCGCCAUAAGAUCGUCGCAAAGCGCGGUGCUGCCUUCACGAUAAUGGUCGCUGGCGAGUCUGGACUCGGAAAGACCACCUUCAUCAACACCCUCUUCUCCACCACCAUCAAGACCUACGCGGAUCACAAGCGCCGACACAACAAGCAGAUUGACAAGACGGUUGAGAUUGAGAUCACAAAGGCUGAGCUUGAGGAGAAGUUCUUCAAGGUCCGCCUUACUGUCAUCGAUACUCCUGGGUUUGGCGACUAUGUCAACAACCGCGACUCCUGGCAGCCCAUCAUUGAGUUUUUGGACGACCAGCAUGAGUCGUACAUGUUGCAGGAACAACAGCCGCGCCGCAGCGACAAGAUUGACCUCCGCGUCCACGCUUGUCUGUACUUCAUCCGACCCACCGGACACACGUUGAAGCCUUUGGAUAUCGAGGUCAUGAAGAGGCUCUGCACGCGCGUGAACUUGAUCCCCGUCGUCGCCAAGGCGGACACGUUGAGCCCCGCAGACCUGGCUAAAUUUAAGGCGAGGGUACGCGCCGUCAUUGAGGCCCAGGGCAUCAAAAUCUACCAGCCACCACUUGAGGACGAUGACGAUGCUGCUCUCGCCCACGCCCGCGGUCUCAUCUCCGCCAUGCCAUUCUCCGUUAUUGGCUCAGAGAAGGAUGUCCAGACCAAUGAUGGCCGCACCGUUAAGGGCCGACAAUACGCCUGGGGUGUAGCCGAGGUCGAGAACGAGGAGCACUGCGACUUCAAGAAACUCCGCGCCAUCCUUAUCCGAACCCACAUGCUCGACCUAAUCCACACCACCGAGGAGAACCACUACGAGGCAUACCGCGCGCAACAAAUGGAGACGAGGAAGUUUGGCGAGGCUCGUCCACGGAAGCUGGACAACCCCAAGUUCAAGGAGGAAGAAGAGGCCCUGCGAAAGCGAUUCACCGAGCAGGUUAAGGUCGAAGAGCAGCGGUUCAGACAGUGGGAGCAGAAGCUCAUCUCAGAGCGCGACCGCCUCAACAAGGACUUGGAGCAGAGCCACGCCGUUAUUAAACAGCUCGAACAGGACGUCGACAAUCUCCAGGGCAGCAUCAACCGCUCCCAUGGCCGCCGUUAAGUUGCAUCAAGAGCGUGGCUGGGCGUUGUGGUUGUCACAAUUCAAAUGCAGAUCCAAGGCUCGCUGGAGUUUUAUUCCUCUACAUGUUAUCCUUCGAGAUUCCCCUCCUUUUCUCUUCCAUAUGUUUGUAAUGUCGCGCUGCGACGGGUUUUUUGUUCGCUUGGCUGGGUUGCUUUGUUUCGAGGUGUGAGAUGACCCCAGAGUUGUUGUGGGAUGGGCUGUGCUGCUCGGGGAUAGGUUGUUGUGAUUGGGAUGGAAAAGAGGUCUGAACUGGACAUGGAAGAUAAGUGGCAUUUUCUAGGACUUGUAGAUUAAUUGAUUUGGGUUGCGACUGGUCGCAUUAAGGUGCUGUGAAUUGAUAUUUGAGAUAUUCUCUUGAGAUG
This is a messenger RNA of Lindgomyces ingoldianus, 1669 nucleotides long. Its product is annotated as Septin. The transcript is spliced from 7 exons. Gene Ontology annotation, biological process: cytoskeleton-dependent cytokinesis. Gene Ontology annotation, cellular component: septin complex; microtubule cytoskeleton; cell division site. Lineage: Eukaryota; Fungi; Ascomycota; Dothideomycetes; Pleosporales; Lindgomycetaceae. Gene Ontology annotation, molecular function: molecular adaptor activity; GTPase activity; GTP binding. The record is from RefSeq and is a predicted model, not a curated record. The coding region runs from base 141 to 1286 and encodes 381 amino acids.